Myotis davidii is the source of this 1025-nucleotide messenger RNA. RefSeq names its product cyclin B1 interacting protein 1, E3 ubiquitin protein ligase (gene CCNB1IP1). The transcript has 3 exons. Bases 1 to 834 code for a protein of 277 amino acids. Gene Ontology annotation, biological process: reciprocal meiotic recombination. The record is from RefSeq and is a predicted model, not a curated record. Gene Ontology annotation, molecular function: ubiquitin protein ligase activity. Lineage: Eukaryota; Metazoa; Chordata; Mammalia; Chiroptera; Vespertilionidae. Gene Ontology annotation, cellular component: synaptonemal complex.
AUGUCUUUGUGUGACGACAUGCUGCUUUGUAAUUAUCGAAAGUGUCGCAUCAAGCUCUCUGGUUAUGCGUGGGUCACUGCCUGCUCUCACAUUUUCUGUGAUCAGCAUGGCAGCGGUGAGUUUAGUCGUUCGCCAGCUAUCUGCCCAGCUUGCAACAGUACCCUUUCUGGAAAACUAGAUAUUGUCCGUACAGAACUCAGUCCAUCAGAGGAAUAUAAAGCCAUGGUACUGGCCGGACUUCGACCAGAGAUUGUGUUGGACAUUAGCUCCCGAGCACUGGCCUUCUGGACAUACCAGGUACAUCAGGAGCGUCUCUAUCAAGAAUACAAAUUUAGCAAAGCUGAGGGUCAUCUGAAGCAGAUGGAGAAGAUAUAUACUCAGCAAAUACAGAGCAAGGAUGUAGAAUUGACCUCAAUGAAAGGAGAGGUCACCUCAAUGAAGAAAGUGCUAGAAGAAUACAAGAAAAAGUUCAGUGACAUCUCUGAGAAACUUAUGGAGCGGAAUCGUCAGUAUCAAAAGCUCCAAGGCCUCUAUGAUAGCCUUAGGCUACGAAACAUCACUAUUGCUAAUCAGGAAGGUAACUUUGAACCAUCCAUGAUUUCCAAUUGUGGUAUUUUUGGCUUCCCAUUAGGGAACAAAUCCAAGUUUCCUUUGGACAGUACACCAGUUCAAAACCAGGGUGGUGGAGACGGAGAUUUUCAGUUCAGACCAUUUUUUAUGGGUUCUCCCACAGCACCUGAACCCAGCAACAACUUUUUUAGUUUUGCAUCUCCAAGUCGUGAAUUAGAGCAGCAGCAAGUCUCUAGCAGGGCCUUUAAAGUAAAAAGAAUUUAAUGCACUUUACAAAAUGUUUCUCUGUUCACUUUUAGUGAUUACAUUUAUCAAAUAAUCUUUAUUCUAGAUAGGAGUCACCAACCUCCCUGUGCUACUAAGUUUUGAAGUUGUCUUCACAUAUUCAAUUUUUAAGAAAUUGAGUGGCAAUGAGGAGUGGCUUUAGAAUCUGGUUCCUUUUUCUGUUUUGAUUA